AAGCAUGGGCGAAGUGCAGCUGGUCCUGGCUGUGACAGCGAUCCUAAUAUCCUUCAAAUGUUUGCUGAUUCCUGCUUAUGUAUCUACAGAUUUCGAGGUUCAUCGUAAUUGGAUGGCUGUGACGUGGCAACGGCCAUUGUGUGAAUGGUAUACAGAAGCAACAUCUGAAUGGACACUCGAUUAUCCUCCGUUUUUCGCAUAUUUCGAAUUGGGUCUUGCGUCUGUUGCGCACUUUUUUGGAUUCGAUGAAUGUUUGGUGAUAUCAAAGACUCCGCGGUUUUCUCGACGAAUUUUGAUUUUCCAGCGAUUUUCAGUAAUUUUCUGCGAUAUUUUGUAUAUUGCUGUCUGCGCUCUAUACUCCUUCCGCUCUCCACGUCUAGUCAGCAGAAUUCCGAAGAAAUUGCAACAAAAUGGACGAGAAGCUUGUUUCGUGCUUCUGGCAUCAUUACAAGCCUUAAUUAUUUGUGAUUCAAUUCAUUUUCAAUACAAUUCGAUGCUCACUGCGAUUUUUUUGAUGUCUCUGUUUUUUAUCGAUACGGAAAGAUAUCUGAUGGCAGCACUUUCCUACUCAAUUUUGCUGAAUUUCAAGCACAUCUACGUCUAUUACGCCCUCGGAUACGUUUUCUACUAUUUAGUCAAUUAUUUUCAAUUCUCUGGAAAUGUUCUUCUGGCCAAUACGCCAAAAGCAAUUUCUCUCGCCAUUGCUCUGCUCAUUCCAUUUUGUGCAUCAAUUUUCCCAUUUAUCCACGCCUCAGGAGUCCAGGGCCUUCAAAAUAUUGCCACCCGCCUCUUUCCGGUAUCGCGAGGCCUAACACACGCCUACUGGGCGCCUAAUUUUUGGGCUCUGUACAAUUUCGCAGACUUAUGCCUGUAUAGAGUUUUAAGUUUGCUCAAGAUCGGAAAGUUUGAUGCUCCGACAUAUACGUCUGGUCUGGUUCAGGAAUAUUCGCACAGUGUCCUACCAAAUGUAUCACCCAUGGGAACACUCUGCCUUGUUGUCAUCUCCUCAAUGAUAGUUCUCACUGGGUUGGUGAUUCGUAGGAAAGAUUCUGCCGAUUUCUCGUUGUUCGCCGUCUUUUCCGCCUUCUGCUUCUUCUAUUUCGGAUAUCACGUCCACGAAAAGGCGAUAAUCCUGGUUACGGUACCAAUGACCGUAUUCGCGAUUAAGAAUCCAAAAUACCAUUCAAUUCUGAUCCACCUCACAUGCAUCGCCUCGUUCUCACUAUUUCCACUGCUAUUCACACCUUUCGAAACACUUCUGAAAUAUGCGAUUUGUGUGUCGUACUUCUUCAUACAGCUGGUGUUCCUAAAACGCGUCACACUUAUGCCACUUUCGGAUUUGAUACCUACAAGACACGUUGCAAGCUGGUUACUAAUGGGGAUGGUGGAGGUGUAUAACACAUUUUUGCACAAGUGGCUCUGGACGUCUCGCCUUCCAUUUGCCCCUCUCAUGGCGAUAUCAAUACUCACCGCUAUCGAGCUUACCGGACUGAUAGGUGCUCUUAUCUGGAGCACAUUUGGAGAUGGAAUAUUCGAAAUUUGGUGGGCAAAAGCCACUUGUCAGAUUCGCGAGCGUCUUAUCCGCGAUUCAACAUACUCUGUACAAGCUGUGGAGGACUUGGACGAUGUGAAGUUGGUUGCUGGAAUUGAUACAUCGGCGGCUAAACUAAAUUCUGAUAUGGUUUAUAUUAGUGUCAGUUUUUGGACGUAUCCAGAUCUUAAACACGUGGCAACCAUUUCUGACACCAGGAUGCUCGAACUACCGUAUAUCCCACAAUACUUGGCAGUUAGAGAAGCAGAAGUUAUGGCUGAUUUCCUGAAAAGUGUGAUCACAGAGCGUCCAGAGCUCCGACCGGAUGUGAUUUUGUGUGACGGAUUUGGAGAGUUUCAUUCAAGAGGUUGUGGAAUGGCUUGUCACGUGGGAGCUCUUUCCGGAAUUGCCAGCAUUGGUGUUGCCAAAAAUUUGACUCUUCACCACACUUAUGAAACUAUUGGCAUGGAAAACAAAUCGAAAGUUGACAGUUUUGUGGAACAUUGCCGAGAGGUCUAUAAAAACAAUAAAACAUCGCCUGGAUUUAUCCCAUUUGAUAUCGUUGAGCCGGUGGUGUUGAACAUUCUAAGAAUGGGUAGUUCAAUGAACGGAGUAUUCGUCUCUGCGGGUUACGGUAUCGACUUGGAACUGUCCACUGAAAUUUGCUCACAACUUUUGCUCAACAACACGACGAUUGAGCCAAUUCGAGCUGCCGAUCUAGAGUCUAGACGUCUUGUUCGAGAGAAUUUCGAUGGGAAUGAGAAACUUGAAUAAUCGUUGUUUUGUUUUGUUACUGGUAAUUAAAUUUUUUGGAACUUACGGGGUUUUUUAUUUUUUAUAUGCUAAUUUAUUUUCUCUGUUUUUCGAAGUUAAAAAAUAAACAUAAAUACCA
This is a messenger RNA of Caenorhabditis elegans, 2423 nucleotides long. It is a transcript of the gene algn-8, whose product is annotated as Dolichyl pyrophosphate Glc1Man9GlcNAc2 alpha-1,3-glucosyltransferase. NCBI's taxonomy places the organism in Eukaryota, Metazoa, Nematoda, Chromadorea, Rhabditida, Rhabditidae. The coding region runs from base 5 to 2305 and encodes 766 amino acids. The record is from RefSeq and is marked reviewed. Gene Ontology annotation, molecular function: endonuclease activity; hexosyltransferase activity; dolichyl pyrophosphate Glc1Man9GlcNAc2 alpha-1,3-glucosyltransferase activity. The transcript is spliced from 13 exons. Gene Ontology annotation, cellular component: endoplasmic reticulum membrane.